CCAGACCAGAAUUCUGAAUCCUCCUGAAUCCUAAAAGUCGCUGUUUGGUCCUGCUGGGAGUGGUGUUAGCUUAUCCUGGUGGAUGGAUGGCCCCUUCACUCGUUCACGUGGCUCUUCCCUGCUCCGUUGUGUUUACUGAGCUGCAGUACUGUACCACAAUUACAACUCCUUGCGUUUCUUGUUCACUCGUGUUGACCGAUCUGCACUAGUAGUAUGGUUUCUUGUUCGCUCGUGCGAGAAUUAGAUCGCGGCUCCUGAGUUGGUGCAAUCAAAAGGCAUGGUCAGUCAUUUGAGUAGCCUUGCGAAGCGAGCCGCGCGUUCUUACUUCAAGACUGCGAUUAGAGUGUGCAAAAUCGGUCCUGUGUGACAGUGUAGUUCAGGAGUCUGACUAACAGCAUGACAGCUCGUGCAGCAGCGUCAGCAAGCUGCAUCAUAAUCGCGUUCUUCAGACCUGUUUCACGAGCCUAAUCGCGUUUUACAUUCUUGUUUCCCUAUCUCCAGCAAGAGCGAUGUGUGUCCGCCUGAGCCACGCGGAUUAACACGCACCGGAAAGCCGGGAACCUCCUCGGCAACGGGGAGGCCCCAUGGACUUAGCAACCGGUGCCAGCUGGCACUGCCCAGCAGCCGCCACGUGUCGCUCCCGCAAUGCUGCCCGCCUGGUGGGUCAGACUCCCCAUUCGUCGCUGGCGCGAUCCCCCAGUGGAGCAGCUCCCCUACGCGCGGGGUACAGGGCAUACCAGCAGCCCUUUAUUCAGGGGCCAGUUCAGGGGACUUCCCUUUCACCCCGGUCGCUGAAUGGCUUUCUGAUUGGCCAGUCGUCCCCCGAUGAUUUGAGAUGUUCGCACCAUUGGAGGGGACGACAGCUUGGUCUUGUAACGAUUCACCUUGUGACGCAGGAUUCUGGAAUUUCUCGAUUCGAACGGAGACGAGGCCUUUAUCGGAGGGUGGCUUCUUACCCUAACCCGUUUCGGUUUUCGAGUCAAAGAAGAGUGCCGUACGCGAUACAAGGUGCUGGCUCACCGGGACCAAGAAAAUGCCAGCUGAUUGCCAAUGCGGUUGCGGGACCAGGUGACUACAGCCGUAACGGCAGGAACAGCCCCGGUAGAAGUACUGUUGGCGGAGGCUCCAGUACCGGGUAUGGUUUGAGACCUGCUGCCUCAGGGCUCGGCAAUGGCUACGGCAGCAGCUGCAGCGGCCGCAGCGGCGGUGGCGGGAGCAGCAGCAGUGGCGACGGUGAUGAUGGGGGCAGUUACACUGUGCGUGAAAGUGGCAGGUUAGGAAGUGGCUCUGGAAUCGGUGGCUCUGACAAUGGCAGGAACGGAGGCGAGGCGCCACACCAGUCACAGCAGCAACGACAUUGGCACCAGGAGCAGCAGCGGCAGCAGCAGCAGCAGCAGGGGCGGCAGCAGGGGCGGCAGCAGGAAGAGCGCAGGGCGGAGGGUGCGGGGGAGCAAGGCAAGGUGGAAGGCAGCGCGCAAGUCAGUGUUCAAGGCAAGGUGCAAGACAGUGUUCAAGGCAAGGUGGAGGGCAGCGUGGAGCUGGAGGUGGCGAUCUUCGAGUUCAUGCUCGCCCACGGCCACCCCGACCGCUUCCCCACGCGCCACGAGCUGCUCGCCGCCGGCAGGCAGGACCUGGUGGAGGCGUGCCUGGCGGACGGCGGGUGGCUCAGCGCGGGGUGGGAAGUGGGGGUCGCGGGGGAGGGGGAUGCGGGGAAGGGGGGUGGGGUGAAAGUGGAUGGGGGGGGGGACGAGGCGGAGGUGACGGGAGCAGGGGGGAGGAGUGUUGGGCAGGGGAGGUUUCGGGUACAGAGAAGUGUGGGGAGGGGCGGCCAUGGCGGAUGGAGGGAUGACAGGGAAAGCAGAGAGAGCCAGCUAGGGCAAUGGGCUGGAAGUCAAUGGGGUAGCUCAGGUCAAACGAGCAGUUUCGUUCAACGGAAUCAACAGCACGCUGAACAGGUGGAUGAUGCUGACGUGGACUUGGAUUCAGGGUUUUGGUCCGCGAUGCUCUCCCCGCCCUCUCAGCCGAUCCCUCCGCCCUCUCCGCGCAUCACUCCGCCAGCAGCGGGUGGCAGAGAGCAGGCCUGGGCAGAAGGUAGAAGUGCGGGCGAGGGAGGCUUGAGAGAGGGUCGAGCCAAAUCAAGAGGGGUAGGAAUGGGAGGGGAGGGAGGUGAGGGGGGAGAAGGAGGAGGAGGAAGAGAGGGGUGGAAGGAGGGAGGGAGAACGGGGUCGAUGUCAGCAGGAGGCGUGAGGAGGUCUGACUUGAGAGGCGCAGGUGUCAAGGGGAGAGGAACAGGGACUGGAGCAGCGGACUGGAGAGCGGACGUUCUGCCUGGGCUGGACACACCCGUAGACCCCACACCUGGAAUUCCCCCUGCCCCUGCCCCGGCUCCUCCUUACGACUCCCCCCCCUCCGCUGCCCCUCCCGUCUCCUCACUUGACUCGUUAUCAGAGCCUCUAUCCUGGGCGCUCGAGGCUUCAAACGAGGAUGCGUCCUCGGGGUCAGAGGGAGAGGGGGGAAGCAGCAGCGAGUGGGACGCGUCAUCAUCAGAAGAGGAGGACGAAUUCGCUCCAGACGAGGAAAGAGUUUCCGUUUCCACCUCAGAGCAGGGAGGAGAGUCAAGCGGGGAGGGAACGGUCUCUUUAAGCAAGGAAAAUAACACCCCUCCUAGUGCGACCCCCCCUAGUGCGACCUCCCCUGGUGCGGUGCGGGGAGCGCAGAUGCGGCUAUCGUCGCUCUUCCAGCAGCUUGGGCUGCCCGCCAUAGAGUGGAACCCGGGCACCAGGGGACUGAGCAGUGCACAAGGGGGGCAGGGGGGAGCUAUUGAAUCGACUCAAAAGCAGCAGCUGGGGCUGCCGGCGAUAGAGUGGGACCCAGGCACCAGGGGACUGGGCAGUGAACUAGGGGGGCAGGGGAGUACAGAUGGGUCCUUGGGGAGAAAACUGGCCAAGGGUAGUCUACCCGAAGUGCAGGAGGGUACGAAAGGGGCGGGGGUUGGGAGUGAGAGUGAGGGUGAGGCUGAUGGUGCAGGUGGCGGCGUGGAUAGUGGUUUGGGGAGAAUCGCAGGAGGGGAAGGGAAGAGUGGGGGGGAGGCGGGUGUUGCUGAAAGGGCGGGGGAGAGGGCGCGGAGAGGGGGUGGGAGGCGGGGGUACGUGAGUGGAGAGGAGGGGGAGAAGCGGAAGAGGAGGAGGAGGCGGCCGAGUGGGAAGAGGAGGAAAGUGGAGGAGAUACAACCUGUCGAUCUCCUGGUCCUGCGCCAGCAGUUACAGGAGUUCUCAAACGCGGCAGGGCACCCAGGCAUCAUGCCGACACAGGAGCAGCUGAAGCACGCAGGGCGGGGCGACCUGGCAGCAGCGUUGCGGCAGCUGGCGAGGGAGCAGGCAGGGGGGGACGCAGGGAGAUCAGGACAGGGGCGGGAAGAGGGAGGAGAAACGGGGGGAGAAGGGGCGCAAGGGGGAGAAGCUUCGGGUCAGGGAGGGGGGACAGCAGGUGCGAGGAUAGGGAGACAGGAGACGGGCGUGGGGAAGACAGGGAGUGGGGGAAAUGCAGCGCCAGGAUCGGAGGAGGGAGCGAGGGAGGGCGAGGAGGGGAGGGCGCUUGGAAGGGCGAGGGGGUGGAGCGAGGUGGCGAGGCUAAUGGGGCUGGGGAGGCGGAGGAGAGGGCGGGCAGCCAGUGGGGAGGAUGGGGGUGUGGAUGGUGCUGUGGAUGGUGCUGUGGCUGGCGGUGUGGGUGGCGUUGUGCCGGAUCUUCCUGAGGAGUCGGUUGUCACGAGCAGUCCUGUCAAGCCGCGCAGACCAGUGGGGCGCCCAAGAAAAGGCCCUUCCUCAGUGCAAGCGGCAGCAGACGAGACAGGGAGGGGGGGAGCAGAGGAGCCAGGUGUGGGAUCGAGUACUGGUGGUGGCCGAAGUGAGUGGUGGAAGGGUAUGGGAGAGGAGGGGGAGACAGGGAGGGGAGCAGCACAGGAGCCAGGUGUGGCAUCGAGUUUUGGUGGUGGGCUGGUCGAGGGGGUGAGGGUCAACGAUGGGGGGGGUAAGGCGAGGAGAUUAAAGGAGGAGGAGGAGAAGGAGAGGGGGAGGGUGGAUGAUGGGAGCGUGGUGGAGGGGAGGGUGGCGGAGGGGAGUGUGGCGGAGGGGAGUGUGGUGGAGGGGAGUAUGGGGGGUGUGGGGAAUUUGGACGGCUUUGAUGCAGCACUGAGUGCCAGCCUGGCGAAUCUGAUGGCGUUCAGGAAGAGGCUGCAGUCGCUGGAGGGGUGGGAUGGCAGGGCAGCUGCUGGUGGCGCUGCUGCCAGACCAGCUCAAGAUCCCGCACGGCCCGCAGCUGACGAGCCUGCAGAGAACCUGAUAACGCCUCCCCUUCAAGCCCAGAUAACGCCUGCCUCCCAGGCGCAGCCAGCACCUGUUGGGAAAGAGGAGGUCGCACCGUCUCCAGAGGGGCCUGCCCCAGGAGCACCUGCCCCAGAUGCACCUGCCUCGAGGAAGAGGCGGCGGAGGGUGACGAGGAAAAGGAGUGAGGGCAAGGCUAGGAAGAAAGAGGACGCAGGGAUGGGUGCUGCUGACACUGAUGCUCGCGAUGUGGCUGGUGCUGCUGGUAGUGCUGCUGCUGGUGCGUCCGCUGAUGCCGCUACUGCUGCUGGUGGUGCUGUUGCUGAUGCGCCUAUUGCUGGUGCUGCUGGUGCUGCUGGUGACCUGUCUGCUGCUGGUGGUGAUGUCGGGGACGCCUCUGCUACAGUUGCAGAUGCGCUUUCACAGCUUAUCGGGUCCUUCCAACCAUCAGCACCACCAUCACCACCAGCAGCAGCAGCAGCAGCAGCAGCAGCAGCAGAAGCCGCAGCCACAGACACCACAGACCCCCAACUCGCCCCUGAUAAUAGGGCGAAGAAUAAGGAACCUCCCUCACCGCUGCGCAAGUUGCCAUUACCGCCUCCCCCUCCUUUGCCAGAUGUGCCUCCCCCAGCUGCUGCCUUCCUCAGGCGCGACCCGGAUGACCUGGCGGGGGUGACGGGGCGCAUCAGAUCCCUUGAGCAAUCGCUGGCCGCUACGCGUGCUGCGCUGAGGCAGGGGAGGGAGGCGCUGAGUCGACGCGAUGCUGAGUUGGAAGAGAUGCGCAAUCGCACGAGGGGGGAGCUGCUGCGGCUGACAGACUCCCUAGAGUUCAGGGAGAGCGAGAUGCUGAAGACAAGGGCUGAGCUGCGCUCUACGCGGGCUGAAGUGACGGCGCUUGAAGGCAGAUUCGCCGCUGAGUUCAGGGAGACAAGGCGGGUGUUGGAGGAGAAGGAUCAGCAGCUGGGGGAGCUGCAGGUGGCGUACGUGCAGCUGAGGCCCACUCGCGUGGUGUGGCCCAACCCCGGCAACGAAGUGCUGCUCACCGGCUCCUUCAACGGCUGGACCAACCGGAUUAAGAUGAUCAAGUCGAAUGCUGGGGUGUUUGUGACAACUCUUCAUUUGUACCCCGGACAAUAUGAGGUCAAAUUUAUAGUGGAUGGCAAUUGGAAGGUAGACCCUCGCAGGCCCAUCAUCUACACCCCAAGUGGCCACGAGAACAACAUCCUAGUAGUCACUUAGAUGUUGUGGGUGAUUUAGUUUGACUCAGUAGGGUAGAGUAAGACUCGAACCUUACUGUGAAGUUGACUAGCUGAAUGGGUGGGAAAGGUGUUAUGUACUCAACACCGGCUCCAGGAAUGAGCAAUGCUGCAACAAUCUAGAUAUGGAUGCUUGCACUCAAUGGCGUGGUUGACUGUUUGGUCAAUGGCAAAAUGGGUGGAUUUUGUGGC
Molecule: messenger RNA, 5767 nt
Organism: Closterium sp. NIES-67
Lineage: Eukaryota; Viridiplantae; Streptophyta; Zygnematophyceae; Desmidiales; Closteriaceae
Source: the annotation of a GenBank genome assembly